AUGACCGGCACCGGCGCCGGCCCCGCCGCCGCCGGAGAGGACGACGCGGCGUGGGAGCGCGCGAUCAACGCCUCGGUGAAGAACGCGCCCAACUCCCCCUUCUCCGCGCCCAAAACCCUAACCCUCGACGGCGCCGUCAAGUCCUCCACCGGCCGCCUGCCCUCGCCGGCGCUCUUCGACCGCUUCCCGUCGCUCGAGGAGCUCUCCAUCGCCGGCGCCCGCCUCUCCUCGCUCGCGGGCCUGCCGCGCCUCCUGGCCCUCCGCCGCCUCUCGCUCCCCGACAACCGCCUCUCGGGCGCCGAGUCCCUCGCGGCCGUGGCCGGGUCCUGCGGCGGCACCAUCCGCCACCUCGACCUCGGCAACAACCGCUUCGCGCACGUCGAGGAGCUCGCGCCGCUCGCGCCGCUCGCCGUCGAGGCGCUGGAUCUGUACCAGUGCCCGGUUACCAAGGUGAAAGGGUACAGGGAGAAAGUGUUUGCGCUCGUUCCGAGUUUGAAGUACCUCGAUGGCGUUGAUGCUGAGGGUAACGAUCGUCUGGAGACUGAUGAGGAUGAGGAUGACGAGGAGGAUGAUGAGGAGGAUGAAGAGGGAGGUGAGGAAGGUGAAGAGGAAGAAGGAGAUGAAGAGGAAGAGGAAGGAGAUGAAGAGGAUGGGGAUGGGGAGGAAGAGGAAGGAGAUGAAGAGGAAGAAGGUGAUGAGCCUGAAGAUGGAGAAGAUGAGGCUGAGGACGAUGAACCAGAUUCUGGUGCGGAUGAGAAAAGCAAAGAAACCAACGGGAGCAAAGAGUCAACAGGACCUGCCCUUCCAGGCAAGAGGAAAAGGGAUAACGAAGAUGAUGGCAAUGGAGACAAAUAAUUUAGUUCCAGGAAUGCUUAUGGUUGGUUGGUCUUUGCGAGUUCCUUGCGAAGGUUUUAGUUGCCGCAUGCUUUUCGGUGGCUCCUUGCUGUGUAGGAGCCUCCGUAGUUUUCUAGAAGAAAGUUGCCCAAAUGAUUCUCUGGAAAUUGUAUAAUUCUAAUUGAGAUGUGGGGUUCCUCCACGUAGUGUUGCUCCUAUCUGUGGAUUGUUUGGCGCUACGAAAUGAGAUGUUGGUUCUGCUUC
Messenger RNA from Lolium rigidum, 1098 nucleotides. RefSeq names its product acidic leucine-rich nuclear phosphoprotein 32-related protein 2-like. The record is from RefSeq and is a predicted model, not a curated record. The transcript has 2 exons. Gene Ontology annotation, molecular function: histone binding. Lineage: Eukaryota; Viridiplantae; Streptophyta; Magnoliopsida; Poales; Poaceae. Bases 1 to 855 code for a protein of 284 amino acids. Gene Ontology annotation, cellular component: nucleus.